Solenopsis invicta (red fire ant) is the source of this 628-nucleotide messenger RNA. RefSeq lists its product as uncharacterized. The transcript has a single exon. Lineage: Eukaryota; Metazoa; Arthropoda; Insecta; Hymenoptera; Formicidae. Bases 119 to 517 code for a protein of 132 amino acids. The record is from RefSeq and is a predicted model, not a curated record.
UAUUUACUCAAAAACAAAAAUCAUCUAAUUUAAUAUCAACUUUCAUUUUUUCACGACGUAGAUAUAUAAGUAUUAUUAGCUAAAGAAUUAAAUUAAAUUUCAGUAUUUGAUUUCGGAAAUGGAACAUAACAUUGAGUGCGCCGAACCGUACGAGAAAAUACUUUACCAACGAUACGUCGAUAAAUGCGCGAUAUUUUACGCGAGCGCCACAGCGACAGUUUUCUUCGGUGCGUUUAUAACAAUAAUCGCGCCAUUCAUAGAGGCCGAUCAUAUCUUCCCGUCAGAUGCAAAGUAUCCUUUCGAGGUAGAACAUGAGCCAGUGAAGCUUAUUAUCUAUCUACAUCAGUUCGUCGUCGUUUGGCAGUGCUUCUCCACCGUUUGCCUGUGUAGCUUUAUCGGUCUUCUUAUAUGGUUCGCCACAGCGCGUUUUGAAAUCUUAUCGCAACAAUUUCGUAUGAUCACCGACCUUUACGGCAUGAUCGUGUGCAUACGGCAACAUAUGAAAUUGAUAAGGUAACAGAAUAAUGCAUUUUAUUAUUUAUAAAAAUUAAUAAUCAUCACUCUUUAAUAAAGAAAUAACUAUUUUUAUUUUACAUGUUUUCUUUCUCUUUCUUGAAGUAAAAAUUUA